ACAUUAUUCUUAUUUCUUAAUCAAACCAACCAGCAAUCCUAACGUAACAUCUUCGAGGUUGAGGGAACAGGAGAAACUAUUCCAUACGGCAAAAGAAUUACAGGAAUUAUGGACAGAAAGCCCCUACUUGGGAAAUGAGUCAGUCUGCUUCUGUCUAGCAGAAAAGAUCAGCACGGAAGUACAGAGCCUUUAGAAACAGCUUAUGAAUUUACAGCUUGCAAAGUAAGUGAAGUCUCUGUGUCUCUUGUACACAUACGCUAACUCAUUCCCCACACAUGCAUACAUAGAGGUCUCUGGUGGAAAGACGGGGAACGUGCAGUCUGCAAUGCAUAUGAAGUUUCUGUUUAGAGGAAAAAAGAAAAGAUUUUUUUCAAUAGGCACAAAAUCCCACCCCCUCAGCACCCCUCCUUCCCCUGUGUCUGACACUGACUUCAAGGGAGGAGUUGAGCCAAUUAUCUGUGAGUCCUACAGAAGGAAAAUCUGCAAUUUGCCAGUAGUUGUGAGAGCGAGAGGGAGAAAGGCAGGGAGGGAAGAAGAAAGACUUAAUUGGCAAAUGUAAAGAAAAGCCCUUUCUGUCCUAGAAAGAGAAUAUUUUAAAGCAAAUCUCAGACCAGAAGAAAAGCAGCUCGUGGUGGGGGUGUGCCAGGCAAGACCUGGGGAAGUGUAGGUUCACCACAGACAACUUCCAUGCCCCCACUGAUUUCUCCCCAUAGGGUCUGAGGUGGUGCAGAGACAGCGUGGGCCGGCUGGAUGCACCCAGGACCCUGCACAACUAGGUAUUGCUCCAGAGACCCCUUCCCACCAGCAGAGCCUACGAAGCUUGGAAGAAAAGCCAGUGGGAGUGGGAGAGACUCUGCCUCUCCUUCUCUCCAACUGAGGCUGUGAGGAGAAGAGUUCAUGUCACCAAAGGGAAAAGCUAUCACUGGUUCGGAGACCCUUCUCUAGCCCAUGUCGGUCGCCUGAUCCAGUACUUACCAUCCAUGGGGGAACGCCCUCUGGAGCCCUGCGGUCCUUCCCAAUCCUGCUAAGUUCCCAGGAAAUACUGGUGAAGAACUGAGCCCAGAGCAAGCAACGUGGGAUCCGCAGAACAACAACCUUUUACAGCAGCAGCCGCCGCCUCUGAUUAAAAUUAUCAGCUUCAUCAGACUGCACCAAGACCCAGGACUGCUCCUCCAAGGAAAGAGAGGACAAAGCAAUGAUGAAGACCAUGUCUGGUGGAAACUGCACCCUGAAUGUGCCAGCCAAGAACUCGUACCGAAUGGUAGUGCUGGGAGCCUCCAGGGUGGGGAAAAGCUCCAUUGUCUCACGCUUUCUCAACGGUCGGUUUGAGGACCAGUACACUCCCACCAUUGAGGAUUUUCAUCGCAAGGUCUACAAUAUCCGGGGAGACAUGUAUCAGCUGGAUAUCCUGGACACCUCUGGGAAUCACCCUUUCCCUGCUAUGAGGAGGCUUUCCAUCCUGACAGGGGAUGUUUUUAUCCUGGUAUUCAGCCUGGACAACAGAGAAUCUUUCGAUGAGGUCAAGAGGCUCCAGAAACAGAUCCUUGAGGUCAAAUCCUGCCUGAAGAACAAGACCAAGGAAUCAGCUGACCUCCCCAUGGUGAUCUGCGGCAACAAAAAUGACCACAGUGAAAUCUUCCGCAAGGUACGCUCAGAUGAAGGCGAGAACCUUGUCUCCAGUGACGAAAACUGCGCUUAUUUUGAAGUUUCAGCCAAGAAGAACACCAAUGUGGAUGAGAUGUUCUAUGUCCUCUUCAGCAUGGCCAAGCUACCUCAUGAGAUGAGCCCUUCCCUCCACAGGAAAAUCUCCAUCCAGUAUGGUGACACUUUCCAACAGAAAUCCUUCCGGAUGCGCCGAGUCAAGGACAUGGAUGCCUACGGCAUGAUCUCUCCCUUUGCUCGCCGGCCAAGCGUCAACAGUGACCUGAAGUAUAUCAAAUCGAAAGUUCUUAGGGAAGGUCAGUCUAGGGAGAGGGAGAAAUGCACAAUCCAGUGAAGGGGGUUUGCACUCCUGUCUGAAGUCAUCAUCCACAUGCAGUGCCUUAAAGAAAAAUGGUCUGUGGAAGCACAGAAUGGGUUCAUGGGGUUCAUCAAGAAAACCCAACAUGGAGAAAGGAUAACUCUUCCUGCAGAUUCUGCUGAGUCACGAAUGUAAAUAACAUCGUCCUCGUAAAUGACUGGGAAAAAUCAUAUGCCUGAGAUAUGAGUGCAGUUCUCUGUCUUUGUAAUGUAGUUCCUCUUCAUUCCCCUUUUUGUUUAAAGAAUACAGACCUGAGAAGUAAAGACAUUUCAACCUCAUCCUUACAAAGUAGGUCAAAAAUGCACAGAAGGCAUUAACAGUUACGCAGCAUGCAGCUCUUGGUAAGAGAGAGGAGGUUAUGUGUGUGCGUGUGUGUCUGCAUGUCUGUGUGCAUGCAUGUGUGGAGCACUCCUUUAAAAAAAAUGGGACUUGCAUUUCAAAGGGCAGCAGUCUCAACUGAGGUUUCCCAGAUUGGGAGUGGACUCUAUACAUGGACACAUGACUAACUCGCUUCUGAGGGGACCUGCGUUAAGAAGAACUUGAUUUUAUGUUUGCUGGGACACUUAUCAUUUGACAUUGACAUGAAUGUUGUUUUGUAUUAUAGAUUUUAUUUGGGAUUUGGUUUUUUAUUGUGUGGGGGUGGGUUCUUAGCAAAAUCAGACGGCAAGUGCAUUCGUUUGAUAUCAAAACAGUGUCUACUUUCUAGCAGUGAAAGGUGUUUUUCAUCUGUAAACCUAUGUAAUAUGUACAUUGAUUGAAAGUGAAAUUGUUCUGCAAAAAGCCAAUACAUUUGACUGCUUUGCAA
Harpia harpyja (harpy eagle) is the source of this 2825-nucleotide messenger RNA. It is a transcript of the gene RASD2, whose product is annotated as RASD family member 2. The record is from RefSeq and is a predicted model, not a curated record. The transcript is spliced from 3 exons. Bases 1196 to 1996 code for a protein of 266 amino acids. Gene Ontology annotation, molecular function: GTPase activity; GTP binding. Lineage: Eukaryota; Metazoa; Chordata; Aves; Accipitriformes; Accipitridae.